Lates calcarifer (barramundi perch) is the source of this 2071-nucleotide messenger RNA. RefSeq names its product acetyl-CoA acetyltransferase 2 (gene acat2). The record is from RefSeq and is a predicted model, not a curated record. The coding region runs from base 101 to 1288 and encodes 395 amino acids. Gene Ontology annotation, biological process: fatty acid beta-oxidation. The transcript is spliced from 9 exons. Lineage: Eukaryota; Metazoa; Chordata; Actinopteri; Centropomidae. Gene Ontology annotation, molecular function: acetyl-CoA C-acetyltransferase activity.
GGGCAGGCUGUGUCAACAGAGCGCAGUGCAGUGUGGACGGACAGGAACAGAGCAGCACUUUGAAGCAAGGACUCAAACUAACAAGUAGCUGGUUAUCACCAUGAACGCCGAGCCUGUUGUCAUCGUCUCCGCUGCACGGACACCAAUUGGGUCCUUGAACGGUGCUCUGUCCACGGUGCCUGUGCAUGACCUGUGUUCAGUGGUGAUCAAGGAUGUUCUGAAGCGGGCGGCCGUGAAGCCAGAAGAGGUCUCAGAGGUUAUCAUGGGACACGUCCUAACAGCAGGUCAUGGACAGAACCCGGCACGUCAGGCCAGUGUUGGGGCUGGUAUCCCCUACCCUGUCCCGGCGUGGAGCUGCCAGAUGGUGUGUGGCUCUGGGCUGAAGGCUGUGUGUCUGGGAGCUCAGUCCAUCCAAGGUGGAGAGUCCACUGUGGUGGUGGCAGGAGGCAUGGAGAGCAUGAGUAGGGCUCCUCACACAGUGCAAAUGAGAGCAGGAGUGAAAAUGGGUGAUGCCUCUCUUCAGGAUUCCAUGGUGGCUGACGGCCUGACGGACGCCUUUCAUGGCUACCACAUGGGCAUCACAGCGGAGAAUGUGGCGAAGCAGUGGGGUGUCAGUCGAGAGGAGCAGGACCAGUUCGCCGUCCAGUCCCAGAACAAAACGGAGGCUGCGCAGAAAGCAGGAUAUUUUCAGCAGGAGAUUGUCCCCGUCAUGGUGCCAUCCAGAAAAGGUCCAGUGGAGGUGAAGGUGGAUGAGUUCCCUCGCCAUGGCAGCAACAUGGACAGCAUGUCCAAACUCAGACCCUGCUUCAUCAAGGACAGCAGCGGCACCGUCACAGCUGGAAACGCUUCAGGUAUAAAUGAUGGAGCAGCUGCAGCCGUCUUAAUGAGCCAAUCGGAAGCUGUGAGGCGUGGCAUUAAACCAAUGGCCAGAAUUGUAUCAUGGGCUCAAGCUGGUCUUGACCCGUCAAUCAUGGGGACUGGGCCAAUACCAGCCAUCAGGAAAGCGGUUGAGAAAGCAGGCUGGCAGCUGGACCAGGUGGAUUUAUUUGAGAUUAAUGAAGCAUUCGCUGCCCAGUCUAUUGCUGUGGUCAAAGAGCUUGGCCUGAAUGCAGAUAAGGUGAAUGUGAGCGGUGGUGCUAUCUCUCUAGGCCAUCCCAUCGGUAUGUCUGGCUGCAGAGUGCUGGUGACCCUGCUGCACGCACUCCAGAGGACUGGAGGACAUAAGGGAGUGGCGUCCCUCUGCAUCGGAGGAGGGAUGGGCAUCGCCAUGUGUGUGGAGAGGGUUUGAGAUGAAUAUCUACUGUUGCUUUACAGAUUGCACUCACUUAUUUUAAAUGGAUAAGGGAUACUGACACUCAUUGUUUACACUGCAGGAUAUGAUAUAAAACAGUAACAGUUUACCAGUUUUCUUGCAAUCACAUUACUCGAGGCAAAAGUGGUACAAGUAUAUGUUGUGAUUGUGGAGUAUUCAACAACAAUUUGCCAUUCUCACUGUGAACUUCGCUUAAAUUUGAAUUUUCUCAGGUUCUAGCUGUAAAGCAUGUAACUUAAUGUUAGAGAACUUUAGAAGUCUAAAUGAUGUUAAUCUAGUCUAUAAUGACGACAAACAAAUAUCGUAAAAUUGCUCUUACAACUUGGUGUUAGAUGUGCUAAACAGGCACCAUCCUGCAGUUAGUAGUAGCUGAUUAAGAAUAGAUGUUAUCCUCUAAAACCAGCUGCUUUCAGUUACCUAUACAACUGAUAAAGUGACACUAAAAAUAGACAGGCUUUAGGAGAUGUGCUAUUUUCUCUGUAAAGCAUAGUUUUUAACUUGUGGUGUAAUUUAUUGGUAAUUUUAAGAAGCUUUCAAUAGAUUUAGCUUGCUCUAAAAACAUUCCAUUAUCUUCCCAUGUGGACUUGGACCCUUUUUCUCUGAUCAAUUGUGCAGACAGCAGCCUUGAGACACAGCUAAGUGCCAUAAGGUUUAGUAUGCUAGCCUUGUCUAACCCAGUGCUUCCUGUAAAAAAAACAGAUGUUUGUGAAAACAUUUUCCAUCUAGAUGAUGGACAUAUCAAUAAAGAAUUAAAAGCCA